Brenthis ino (lesser marbled fritillary) is the source of this 552-nucleotide messenger RNA. The record is from the annotation of a GenBank genome assembly. NCBI's taxonomy places the organism in Eukaryota, Metazoa, Arthropoda, Insecta, Lepidoptera, Nymphalidae.
AUGAUUUUUAUUCGAACUGAAUUAGAAUUAUUAAGGAAGGAUUGUCAGAUAUUGUUUGGGACUGAAGAAAAUCCUAUAAGUCAAGACGAAUCUCGAGCUCGAUUGGAAAAGUGUCAUAAGCGUCAUAACGACUUGUUAACGUGCGUACGGUUAUUCGACUCAUGCCUGUCACCAGUAAUGUUGCUCUACGUGGUCAUGUGCUCAUCUAUGUUGUGUGCUACUGCGUAUCAAUUUACAAUAGAGACUAGCACCAUGCAGAAAGUCAUAACAGCAGAAUUUCUUAUAUUCGCUGUAGCACAGCUCUUUAUGUAUUGCUGGUAUAGCAAUGACGUUUUUUAUGUUAGUAAAGACCUUACUCUGGGACCAUACGAGAGUAUCUGGUGGACUCGCACUUUAUCUGAACAGAGAGAUAUAAAUAUUUUAGCAGAACAGCUAAAUAAAAUAUUAAUAUUCAGUGCAGGUCCAUUUACUAGCAUCACUGUCACGUCUUUUAUAAACAUUUUGAAAGGAGCUUACAGUUAUUAUACACUGUUAAGUCAAUCUCAGGAACAU